UACAGGUGCCUGGUAGUUGAUGACUUGUAGAGAAUCCCCCAGAAACACUGGCAGGGGCUCGUGGACAGCCGUUAUUGUGCCAACACCACCGUGCCUCUCUCUCACGACAACACAUCUAUCCAGUGUGCCGUUGAUCCAGUCAAUCCGGUUUGGGCCAUCUCCUGUCGAUUGUCCGGACGAUCGAUCAGGAUACCGUCACCCGAUCCACUACAAUAAGGUCUUUGUUCUCAUUCCGGCGCCGGGGAUUGAACGAACAAGAAACAUAUCGUCAUCCCUCUUUCAUCAUCAGCUUUGAGAGUCGAGAUUCAUUGAGCAUAUUAUUACUGCCCAAUACUUCAAUAUCAGUGCAGAAGAACUGUGUUUCAGCAACCCCAGGUUUCAACGUCCCUUCAGAUUGUUGACGCCUCCGGCACCAGCACUGGUCAACCUGGACCUACCGAAGCAGUUUAAAGCCUGACGCCGGCUCUGGGAAGAGACAGGCGAGCAGGGAAUCUUGAAGCACAAAAGCGGACGCGGAGCCGAAGUUGAGGCAGCGGGUGACGCUCCCAGUGCCUGUUCCAGCGAGGCAUCAACCACUCAAUUUAGUGCUGCGUCUGCACAACUGCAGUGCUUGGCUGCGCCCCUCGGCUCAGCUUGCACUUUAUCUGCUCCCCGGUGCUGCCUGAGCUAUUACUGCGAGUUCCCGGGACCCCGUGUGCACUGUUCAGCAGGCGUCUUAUUAGGCGUUUGCCUCCCCAAGCUCACCCCCUAAACUCGCCAUUAUUGCCGACCUCCAGGCGACCUCCAGGCCCAAGCUUUCGUCAUUCAACGUCCCGAUUAUUAUUAUUACUGCGGCCAUAACAACCACCCUCCCCUGCUCUCAAGCCAACCCCCCGGCUCGCAUCGUCAGCCCGAGACCUCGCCGUCACCCGCUAAGCCAAAAAGUUCCCGUCCCUCUCAAACUAAACUCAACGCAUAUCCACGCACGACGCGUUCCACCCUCUUCCAAACAACUACACGCUCCAUAACUUUCGACGUUCCUCUCUUUUAUUACUAGAGGACCGUCAUCUAUCACAAACAUACCCUCUCGUUAUUUGACUUUACCACGCGACAACAAUGCAAUCUGUUGUGUAUCCCUACACCGUGACAAACAGCUACAAAGGGGGUCUCUUCAUGCGUACCUACAGGCGCAAUGUUCGACGCGCGUGGGACGGCGAAGACUAUCGCCCUCCGAAAAGACAGCGUCUCAAUGAGCCAUGGAACGCGCCGGUCGCUUCCGCUUCAGGCCUCAAUGAGAAUACGCUGAAUGAGGUGGACAUGGAAGACAGUCUUGAACGCGCUAUUCGUGAAACAAGUGUGGCGGCGUUGUCGUCUUCACCUUCACGUCGAAACAGCACCAUCUUUUCUGCUGCAGAGUCACAGGAGGACGAUGUAUCCUCAAGCACGCUCACUCCCCCUUCUUCGCCUCCACCACGACCAGACCUACAGCUUACGCCUGCCAAAAAGAAGCCGAGGAAGCCAGAAUUUUCUGUUCUCAGCAAAGACAAGGCGGAGAAGAAAGAACAGAGACCUGCAAAGAGAAAACGCGUCACGCCCGCGGCCGAUCCGGAUACCCCGGCAGACACGCGUCUCGACCUCGAACCUCUCUCCGAGAUGCAGAACACGAGCGCGCGCGCUCCGGCAGAGAAGUCGACGAUCAAAAUCGCGCCUGACACCGAGGAUCGCGAUCAAACACCGCGACAACCCCAACAGGCCUCGAAGCCGACCGCAGCCAAGCCCAAGCAAAAUCUUACACAAACCAUACUCGAUUUCGGUCAGUCGCUGGCCCCCACCACAUGCGCGGUGUGCCAGAUGUCAUACAAUCCAUCCAUAUAUGAGGAUGCGCAGCUACAUAACAUGUAUCACAACCGGCACAAUUCGGGUAUCGAAAUGGGCAAGCCAUUCAUCAAGUCGGCGAUGAGAUGGUGCUACCAAGUGCCGCAUAUCCCUGGAAGCGUUGUCGUGGUUGACCGCAAGAUCGCGCUCCCCGGGCGACGAGCAGUGCAAAAGGUCCUGGGCAUAGUCAACAAAGAGCUUGGCAGCGUCGACAUCAAAGAGGAAGGGCUGUGGAGCCAACGAAUUCUGGAAGACGAGAAAGAAGGGGAUUUGCACACGCGCAAGUGUGAUCGAUACAAGGCCUUCUUGCACAUCAUUGACGAGAAGUGCGUGGGCAUCUGUCUCGCCGAGCGCAUCUCCAAGGCGCAUCGCGUUCUUCCCUGCGAGACGUCGACGAGCGAAACAAUCGCCCUCAAGGAUCAUUUGGAACCAGCCCGUCCUGUCACACCGGCUCCUACCGAAUCGAAUGCCCAGAGUUCCUCGACCGAGCUCGCGCCGAAAAGCGCGCAGAUUCCCACUCCGAUCGCCAGUCCGACAGGAUCUUUGCCCUCGUCCAGCAUUGCUAUUUCUGAGGAAACUUACCCGGCCGUCGUGGGUGUGAGCCGCAUCUGGACAAGCAGGGCGUUCCGCAAAAAGGGCAUCGCGCGCAACCUGUUGGAUUGUGUCGUAAGUCAAUUCAUUUAUGGGAUGGAGAUUGAGCCGACGCAGGUGGCAUUCAGUCAGCCGACGGAGAGCGGAGCGGCUUUGGCCAGAUCAUGGUUUGAAGCGGAUGAUGGAUGGCUGGUUUAUCGGGAAGAUUGAGUGAUGUUGCUUCCCUGUGCUCGAUGAUGACGCGGCACAAAUCGGAGAAACAACUUCGCGGCUCGUAUGAAUCGGGCUGGUGCACAGAAUUCAAUUGGCAGGUUUCAACAAGGCACACGCGAUUUGUACUGCUGAAGUGAUGCCUUGGGAUGGACAUGAAAUUGACGCCAUGGCGAAAAAAAGACUGUAACUAGGAUACUACAGCACUACUGUCUAUUCCUGGUACUAUUCUGGACUGGACAAUGCACAGAAGACAGAAGUACCCAAUCGAUGUUUGUAUGCCAGAGACUGUUUGCAUUUUUUUUGGCUCGCUGUGUAGUAAAGUAUUACUUAUAUUACAGUAUAUCUGGCAAAAUCACCUUGUUCGCAUGCGUAAGUCAUACUCUUGCUUGCCAUGAC
This is a messenger RNA of Exophiala dermatitidis NIH/UT8656, 3054 nucleotides long. Its product is annotated as N-acetyltransferase. Gene Ontology annotation, molecular function: protein-lysine-acetyltransferase activity. Lineage: Eukaryota; Fungi; Ascomycota; Eurotiomycetes; Chaetothyriales; Herpotrichiellaceae. The coding region runs from base 1096 to 2655 and encodes 519 amino acids. The transcript is spliced from 2 exons. Gene Ontology annotation, biological process: mitotic sister chromatid cohesion. Gene Ontology annotation, cellular component: nucleus; chromatin. The record is from RefSeq and is a predicted model, not a curated record.